AUGAAUAAUCAACGGCUACGGCCAUUGCAGCCGGCUACUUCAGCCAGUGAAUCCAAUUCCUCACCAGGACCUUCAGGGAUCCGAGCUCGCAAGGCAUUUCAAGUCCCUGCCUGUGACGUCUGUCGAAGACGCAAGAAAAAGUGCGAUCGAGGUCGACCAACAUGUGCCAAUUGCGCCGAACGAGGGCUGGAGUGCGAGUAUAUUCCUGAAAUAGGCCCAACAGCGAGUCCUCUCCAACUGGAAAGAUUGACUCGGGCCAUGAAGGAGCCUGGAGGUCUUUUGGAUCUCUUCAAGACAUUGCCGUAUCAUGAUGCCUUGGAAUUACUUCAUAUGCUUCGCGAAACGCCUGCUGAUGCCACACCUCAAGCGUCUACAGAAACUUCAACAUCGCUGUCGCCCUCACCAUUCCCUUUACCACUUCCAACAUCACCACCGUCGUUGUGGUCCCAUUUUCCUUUGCCUUCUCAGCACAGCAUCAUAGGAAGCCUCCUUCCUCCUGCGUCCUGUUCAGUAGACCUGGAGCUCAUGGUCCGCCAUCCUAUUGCUUAUCCUGUUCUACUACCCCUCACGCCUGCGUCGUUGCCCCUCGACGAGCUACUAGUUCCGCGGACGUUUGAGCUUUUAGGCCCAGCCCCACCCGAUUCCUCCCGCUCCCAAUCUUCGCCAGAUAUCAACAUGACACAAGACGCUUCUGCUUCGACCGGCUUGUAUAAGAAACUAUCGCAUUUGACAGAGUCUGUCAUUGAUCUCCUCGGCCAGGUCGAUAUAUCAUCGUGGAUAUCUUUACCGAUCCCCAAUCAAAUCGCAGUUCAUGCAAUUGCACUAUACCUCAACAACGACUAUCCUGUUCUCCCACUAUUCGAUGCUGAUCUGUUUCUCCGAGACCUUGUUCACAACCAGCCCUAUUUUUGCUCUACGUUUCUCGUCACAACUCUUCUAGCGUGGGCAUGUCAAGCUUACACUCCAAUCGAUGCAGAGGCUGCGAAUUACUCAUCUGCCUGUUUUCUCGACGCUCAAGCCCAGUGGAGUAAACAUGGUGAUCGAGAGUCUAUAACCUUGUGCAACGUGUCUGCCUUACAACUACUAUGUAUGACUGCCGUAAGUCAUGGAAAGGAUGACCUGGCACUCGAAUAUCUCCGAGAAGGACUGAAGGUCGCACAAACAAUGGGGCUUCUCAACUUGGCGUCUGGGACAGAGGUGGAGGACGCGUGGUUUAGUGGCUAUACUGAAUGGGUCAGGGCCGCAUCGUAUACAGCCUGGGGUGCCUUCAAUUGGAUCUCUGUUUUCUCACUUCACUACCACAAAUCCGAGAUUGAGUUUCCGCCAAGGAUUCCUAUGCCGGGAGAUGUAGAUGCUGCAAUUGCUGGUGUAGAUGGCAACCAAGUUUUGCCAUCUUCUAGUCUUGAGGCUUUUAUGGCUAGUUCCAAAUUGUGGACUAUUUUCCUACAAGUGACCAACGCAUAUUAUGGGAAAGACAGAUACAUGUCGCUCGACCGAGAUAAUGCUGUUGCAUUUGCAGAGGACGUCUAUCAGCAGCUACUUGACUGGGCGGACAAAAUACCCAUCAGUUUAGUUCGUCGUCCAGACAGUAGCCAUGCCACCUUCAUGCUGCACAUCUAUUAUCACGCCAUCAUCACCGAUCUUUUCCGUCCUUUUCUACACCUAUCAACACCUUCUACCUCAACAUUACGUACCUUUCAAGACCAGGCCUCCGCGACGGUUAUCUACUAUGCAUCCAUCCGUCAAAUGAAGCGCCUUUUACUUUCAUACCGUCUCGAGUUCGACCUGCAGGCAGCGUCGUUCCUUUGGCAGACAUGCAUCAUUUGCGUUGCAAAUGCAAUUGUUCGCGAUACAGAGUGCAACCCUGAUGAGAGAAUAUUCUUCCUACAGCUUUGUCUAGCUGGUCUAGAAGAGAUGUUUCUGUCUUUUCGAAUUUUUGGCUGUAUCAAGAAAGCUGUACUGGUUAUGGCGUUUUAUCAAGGGGUUUUGGAUCAAGACGAAAUGCAUCGCAAUCGUGGCGUGCUUGACGCAAUAUAUCAGCGAUAUGUGACUGAUGAGCGCGAUCAAAAAAUGGAGGAUAUUACAACCGGUUGGAUAGUUGAUCUGGAUCUUGAGAUAAUGGAUCCUGAAUCUGCAAAGGGUAGUAGUCUUGCAGAGCAGUUCGACAUGCUAUCCAGCUCAGGCACUACCGAAGUUUCGAUUGAGACAGCGACUUCUAUUGAGAUGCCCACCUCCACGGCAAUUCCAACAACUAUUCAGACCACCCUCACUAUCUCCGAAUCUGAAAUCGACACUGCGACUUCUACUAUUUUGGAGGAAGCUACUACGACCACGGUUACAGACGCCGCUGCUUCGACAACUCAGUCUCCUCCUCAACCAAAUACCCCCGAGAUUGAUUGCUCGACAGAUCAAGACUGUUUUGCGGCAUUGGGAGCUGGUGCUUUGGGAAUUUAUGCUUGCAUCGAUCUCAUUUGUCAUCAAAUUGGCUUCUCUCCUUAA
Messenger RNA from Fusarium poae, 2499 nucleotides. RefSeq lists its product as uncharacterized. Gene Ontology annotation, molecular function: DNA-binding transcription factor activity, RNA polymerase II-specific; zinc ion binding. Bases 1 to 2499 code for a protein of 832 amino acids. The record is from RefSeq and is a predicted model, not a curated record. NCBI's taxonomy places the organism in Eukaryota, Fungi, Ascomycota, Sordariomycetes, Hypocreales, Nectriaceae. The transcript is spliced from 6 exons. Gene Ontology annotation, biological process: regulation of DNA-templated transcription.